Molecule: messenger RNA, 1071 nt
Organism: Eriocheir sinensis (Chinese mitten crab)
Lineage: Eukaryota; Metazoa; Arthropoda; Malacostraca; Decapoda; Varunidae
Gene: Lamtor3
Product: ragulator complex protein LAMTOR3-like
Exons: 5
Coding region: 104-475 (123 amino acids)
Biological process (GO): positive regulation of TOR signaling; cellular response to amino acid stimulus
Cellular component (GO): Ragulator complex
Source: RefSeq, a predicted model, not a curated record
GUACCUCCCCCCGCAGCCUGCCCCGCAGGAUCAGCUGACUGUCCACACGGCGACGCUGCAUUUUCUCCUUAUCCUCCUCCGUGCUGCGUAACUCUCCUCCACCAUGGCCGAGGAAAUGAAGAAGAACCUGAUGGAGCUCAUGAAGGGCACCGAGGAUGUGAUGGGUAUAAUCAUCACCGACCGCGAUGGUGUGCCGAUAAUGAAAGUCUCGGAGGAGGAGGCGCCAGAGCUCGGCCUUCGUCCCACCUUCAUCUCCACCUUCAACAUUGCCACGGACCAGGCGGGCAAACUGGGCAUGGGGCGCAACAGAAGGAUGGUCUGUGUGUACGGAAGAUACCAGGUGGUGCACUUCAACCAUCUGCCUCUUGUGGUGACCGUCAUAGCCAGCUGCGGGGCCAACACGGGGCAGCUGCUGGCCAUGGAGACGCAGCUCACACCUCUGCUCGCACACCUCACACAUGUUGUCGACGUGUAGGCCGGCGAGGGGCGUGGGGGGAAGGGUGAGUGGGCUGCAUGGGGUCACCUACACACACACACACACACACACACAUGAACGUAUUUAGUAGUUACAUACAUACCUUCACUUGGUUGGCAUUACUGGUGUCUGUUUUUCUCAUUGUGUGUGUGUGUGUGAGAGAGAGAUUGUAAUUGUUUGGUAAGUCUCUCUCUCUCUCUCUCUCUCUCUCUCUCUCUCUCUCCCAUAAAAAUGAACUAUGUAUGUAUGUAUGACCAUGUAUAUGUCUGACAGUAUAUAGUCUUUCAAUGUAUGGAAUAUAAUGAACAAUGUUGCCAGUCCUUUCUCACAGAGGGCGCUGAAUAAUUCCCUAUGGCUGUACAGUAAUACCUCCCCUUAAGAGUUCCUCCUAGUCGUGUGAAAUACCAACACAGUCACGAACUACACCUGUUACCAUUGCCGUGCUCUGUUGCUCGGGCAUUUCAGAAUCCGUAACAACAGUCGUCUAGAAUAUUUUUAUACACGUCUGCAAGAUGAGUUGUUAUAUACUAGAGGAUAAGGCUGAAUCAGAUCUUUGUUGGUUGAAGUGCUUUUGUAAUAAAUAGUUGUGUAAGUGA